GAUAUUUUCAUAAUUGUAAUUAUUAUAAUAUAUUAUUCCGUGGUGCAUCGGCGAGACCAGAAUCGCAUAUAAAGUACUCGUACGCCAUUUUCAUCCGAGCAAGCAGAGAGACUGCAAAAGCAAAGCACAGGGAAACAGAGAGCUAAAAGACUCUUCAUCCUCUCUCUCUCUCUCUCUCUCUCCCGCUUGCUCUGUCUCUCUUCGCAUAUACCCACAGAGACAGCCUUCAACCUCACACCCAUUCAUCCCAGAGACUGGAGCUGGACAAGAAAAAAAUAAUAUAUGGAGGGCGCCGCAGGAAGAGGUUUGGAAUGCCCGAAGAUUAUGGAUGGGAAGGUGAAUAAUGGGAAGGGUUCAGAUAAGGCUGUUCCUUCUUGUUGCUUGAAGGCCAGGGCUUCAGACACUGAGCUUGAAGCUAAAUGCCAUUCAACAGUUGUUUCUGGCUGGUUUUCAGAACAUCGGUCAUGCUCUGAUAAAACUGGCAAAGUGAUUUAUUUCAACAAUCCAAUGUGGCCAGGAGAGGCACAUUCAAUGAAAGUGGAAAACAUUUUAUAUAAAAGAAGGUCAGAGUACCAAGAGAUCUUGGUUUUUGAGUCCUCAGCAUAUGGGAAAGUGCUUGUGCUUGAUGGCAUUGUUCAGUUGACUGAGAAAGAUGAGUGUGCUUACCAGGAGAUGAUAGCCCAUCUUCCCCUUUGCUCAAUUCAAUCCCCCAAGACUGUUCUGGUUGUAGGGGGUGGUGAUGGUGGGGUUCUAAGGGAAAUAUCUCGUCACAUGUCUGUGGAGAUUAUUGAUAUUUGUGAGAUAGAUGAGAUGGUUAUAGAUGUAUGCAAAAAAUUUUUUCCGGGUUUAGCUGUUGGCUUUGAGGAUCCUCGUGUCCGACUUAAUAUUGGUGAUGCUGCUGAGUUUCUACGGAAUGCACCUGAAGGAAAGUAUGAUGCUAUUAUUGUUGAUUCAUCCGACCCUGUGGGUCCUGCUCAAGAGCUUGUCGAAAGGCCAUUUUUUCAGACAGUAGCACGUGCGCUAAGGCCUGGUGGUGUUCUGUGUAACAUGGCAGAGAGUAUGUGGCUCCAUACACAUCUCAUUGAAGAUAUGUUUACGAGUUGCCGUGAAGCAUUCAAGGGUUCUGUCCAUUAUGCAUGGGCAAGUGUUCCUACAUAUCCUAGUGGUGUGAUUGGAUUUUUGUUAUGCUCAACGGAGGGGCCACCUGUGGACUUUUUGCACCCCAUAAAUCCGAUUGAGAAGUUAGAAGGAGCUCUCAAGCACAAGAGGGAACUUAGAUUCUAUAACUCAGAGAUCCACAGAGCUGCAUUUGCCCUGCCAACAUUCUUGAGGAGGGAGGUGAAGGCUCUGCAAGCCUCCAGCCCGUGUUCUCUAUGGAAUUCUUGAUUUUGAGAAUAAUGGAAGACGAUACGGUAUGGCAAUGGAGAAAUAGAGCUUUAGGUGGAUUAUUACAUUAGCAUACACGCGGCCUCUUGGUUCUGAUUCUGAGGCUCAUUGAUUGUUUACAUUCUAGCAUGUAAUGUGGUUUGUGUGAACAAAUGAGUAGCAGCUCAUGGUUUGUACUAGUGUUAACACGAUGUAACAUUUACUUUGGUGAAUUGGGGUAUAUGGCUGUGUGGCCAAAUAAUGGACAUGUCUUUCUUAUUAUCUAUCGUAGGAAGGUGAUGCAAUGAAAUUUAAAGAGGCACGGCAUAAUAUCAUAUGUUGGACUCUUAUGAUCUUGUGGUUGCAUCCCCUCCAAUCAAAAGAUAUAAAGAUCUUUGGUUUGUAGAA
This is a messenger RNA of Malania oleifera, 1773 nucleotides long. Its product is annotated as spermine synthase. The coding region runs from base 283 to 1386 and encodes 367 amino acids. Gene Ontology annotation, cellular component: cytosol. The record is from RefSeq and is a predicted model, not a curated record. The transcript is spliced from 11 exons. Gene Ontology annotation, molecular function: spermidine synthase activity. Gene Ontology annotation, biological process: spermidine biosynthetic process. Lineage: Eukaryota; Viridiplantae; Streptophyta; Magnoliopsida; Santalales; Ximeniaceae.